Cavenderia fasciculata is the source of this 552-nucleotide messenger RNA. RefSeq lists its product as uncharacterized. Bases 1 to 552 code for a protein of 183 amino acids. Gene Ontology annotation, cellular component: Z disc; nucleus. Gene Ontology annotation, molecular function: transcription coregulator activity. NCBI's taxonomy places the organism in Eukaryota, Evosea, Eumycetozoa, Acytosteliales, Cavenderiaceae. The transcript has 3 exons. The record is from RefSeq and is a predicted model, not a curated record.
AUGACUAGUGUACCAACAUGUUAUAGUUGUAAACAACCAAUUGCAGAUAUUUGUUUGGCAGCUUUUGGUUUACAAUGGCAUCCUUAUCAUAUUGGUUGUAAUACUUGUGGAAAGGACUUUUCAGAUGGAUCAAGAUUAGAAGAAGGACCUGAUGGAUUUGCCUAUUGUUCAUUACAUUUUAUCGAUAAAUUUGCACCAAAAUGUUUCAAAUGUCAACAAGCCAUCUUGGGUCAAACUACCAAUGCUCUCAAUAGAACUUAUCAUCCUGAACAUUUUUCUUGUAAUACUUGUAAUAUGCAAUUAACUGGAAACUUUUUCCAUACAGAUGAUAAUACACCAUAUUGUGAAAAACAUUAUUAUGAAACGAUUGGAUUUCUUUGUGCACAUUGUGAGAAACCGAUUCUCACUGGUAAAUGUAUUUCAAUGGGUACCAAACGUUAUCAUCCAGAACAUUUCUUUUGUCAAUUUUGUAAAUGUGCAUUAUCAGGUGUUGGUUAUAAAAAACAAAAUGAUAAAGCUUAUUGUAAAGAAUGUCAUUUAAAGUUAUUCUAA